GAGUGUUUGGGAGCGCCAGGGAGGCUGACCGUGCCGCUGGAUUCCACCAGGUGAACCGAAAGUGAUAAAACCUAUCCAUAUACCCUUAUUAUAAGGUGCAGAAUAUUAGAUAUUCCCCCUGAUAUUUAUGUUAAGUGUUUGGUCCAUUUCCUCUCUAAGCCACACCCUUUUCCUAGGUCUCUUACUCCCCUAGCCGCACGUGCUGUAGGCCCCUAGCAGAAACUCUUGUGAAAAGUAGCAGGCUUAGCCCCUUUAUUCUCUACCUAACACUUCUAGCGUUCUUAUUCAUUCCAUUUCAUUGCAGACCAAUUUAUUUGGUGUUUUGUUUUCACGGUGCUCUUUCCUAUCUUCACCUUUUUGCAUGCUGUUGUGAUUCUGUUUCUUGCAGUUCACUGAGAGACCCCAAGGAGAGCUAAGUAGUAGAGCGACAACCGAGCAGCCGGUGUCACCAGGUGACCCAGGAGGCUAUCCCCUGUCAAGUCUCUAUUUUGGGCCGACCCUAAUUGGACCCGCCUCCCUGUCUAACUGUCAGAACAGAAAGAGGAAACACACUCCACAGAGUUUCCCCUGGCCAGUGAACCCCAGCGUGUCAGCCAAGAACUUCGAGCUGAAAAAGGGGGUGAAAGCCUGCUUUUCAAAAUGUCACCAGCCAGCCUCCACGAACCCCUGUCAGCAGUGGGGGAAGGAAAACCCUUCCAGAAAGUCCGGGUCACCAGCCACGGACACAUUACUCCAAAAGAACUGGACAAGCUGGCUAGAAACAUCCCUACGUUCAUCCCAGAUCCUGCAGGAGGCCACGACAUUCACGCUUAUUUACAAGAUAUAGACUUUCACUUGCAAACUGUCACCAACGUAACCACUUGGGACAAAUUGUACCUGCUCAGGAUUACGUCCAGUCGUGAGGUACGCAGUUUCUUAGACCGUCAACCAGAGACUGUCAAAAUGGACUACCAGCAACUGCGAAAAGCUUUGGUGCGUGAAUUCUCUGAUCCAGAAUCAGACCAAGGGCUAGUAACCGCAAUGGACCUCAAGCAAGGUCGACUUGAAACCCCACCAAAUUUCUACAACCGACUGCGACGUGCCUACUUCGGAGCAAGGAAUGAACCAGGCAUGGAGGAGGACGUCAACUUCCGAACUUUGUUUCUGCGAAACCUCCAUCCUACUGUCAGCCACCAUUUGGGAGUGUUAGCGUGCCCGCGUAGCAUGUCAACGCAACAGUUACGUGAUUUAGCACAUAAGGCCUACACCAAACAAAAGACUGUGUCAGAAAAGACUGUAAAACCCCCAACUAUUUGCUCUGUCUCUGAGUCCUAUUCAGAGUUGACCCUAGAGGGCGCCCAACAGCACCCCAGUUAUACACCCAUCAACCGAGAGUCAAGACCGUUCCAAGCCAGCAGAGGGCAGCACGGUCGCGGUGGUGGUGCCCGUCCGAAGCACCAGAACGACCGCUCUGGAAUAUCCUGGGACCGGCCUCACCCCUCCCAUAACCAAAACGGGGGGGCCACCUGGGAAGCCGGCCGGAGACCCAGAAAUAGCCAACCUCCAGCCUCCAGAACAUCAAGCCCAGGGAGGCGGGAGGGGGAACACUCUCGACGUGAUGCUUGGAAACUCAAGGCUGAGCCCACAUCUGACAAGGAAAGUGCAGCCACAUCCGAAGCUGCAGAACUUCUGAGAAUACUGAGAGAGUUCCUUCAAAAGAAACCUCACAAGGAGGACAAGAAGGAUAAACCAGACACCGCAUGACUAAACCUUAUGCUUGAAACCAGCACCACUCCCGACGUCUCCACAACUGAACCAAGCACACAGAACACUGUGUUUCAACCACAAACUAUUGAACUACCUGUUGCAUCAACAAACAAUAGCAACACCCACUCAAUCCAGCUGACGUCUGCACUUCCUGACCAAGAAAGCAUCAUCCCACACCCUGAGGUGCCAGAAAGUGCUGUUUUGGUUAUCUGUACCCACAACGAAACACACAAAACAUACCCUAACUGCUUAUCGAUCAACACACAAGCCCCAACACCAAAACUCCUGGGGAACCUGAUCGAGAAGGGAGUGGCUCGGAAACUCUACCUAACCAUCACUUUAGAAAAGGAAAUGAGACUCGAAGCCCUUGUGGACACAGGCUCAGAUUUGAUAAGCUCAAAUUUGAAGCUCAGAGACAGAAUCGAACUCUAAAUUUUCACACUUGCAAGCUGAAUGUGCAGUCAUACAGCCAAAAUGACAUCCAGCUCAGAAAUGUAGCUCCCAUCCACCUGACGAUCGGACCUAUGAGCCUAGUACAUUACACCUAUUUAUGUCUCACCAAUGAACAAUUAAUCAUUUCUCAUCGGGAAAGACCUGCUUGAUCGCUUUGAGCCUUUACUAGAUUUCAAACAGCUGAAAGUCUGGGCUCAAGUGCGAGAACCUCUUCCCCUCCAGCCACACGGGUCGCCGGUGCCAGACGGUCAGGUCACAGAGGUCACGGGAACCCCAGCAGCCAGCCAUAGGUAUCCAGCCUCAACAACAAACCAAGGCUCAAGUUCGAUCCUCUGUACCUUCAAGGCCACUAAAGACUCUGAUACCUACUGCCCCAAGGUCAAAACCGAACUGCAGCUGCAUGAUAUAACAACAACGGACAGUAUUCUGGCCAUAUGGGCAGACAACUCAGCCAUUAGUCUGUCACUAUACAAUGCAAUCACUGAGAAGACACCCGACCUCCCUUAUGCCAGCAAGCGCACUCGUUUCCCUUUGAACUCACACCCAUCCUCAAUGGUGUCUGCUAGAGGAAUCUGCGCUUUGCAUGUGAAAUGGAAUUACCGGUGCCUGACUCAUUAUUUCCUGGUCUUUCCGGACUUGCCCCACGAUGUUUACAUUGGAGCAGAUCUCUUGAUUCGCCUCAAGGCUCAUGUGGACACUUUUGUAUGGGCCCCAUUGACUUUGCAGCCACACGUUUCCAUCAACCAUGACAAACUCAUAUCAGGGCAGACCAUCCCAGAAGUCUGCACUUUAGUCAACGAACAGGAAACCGUGGUACCAGCUUACACCAAAGGGGUCGC
Molecule: messenger RNA, 3038 nt
Organism: Carassius auratus (goldfish)
Lineage: Eukaryota; Metazoa; Chordata; Actinopteri; Cypriniformes; Cyprinidae
Exons: 2
Coding region: 640-1743 (367 amino acids)
Source: RefSeq, a predicted model, not a curated record